AUGUACCGAGUCCUGCUCUCAACUUUUCAUUCUCAUAUUCUUUCUGAAACUCAUCGACUCUUCUACUGGAACAUCACAAUGAAGAUCAUUAUUAUUGGUGCUGGGAUCGCCGGAUGUGCAGCUUACCUGGAGCUGCAAAAGCACCUCCCGCAGCCUACCAAAUCGGAUGAAUCCUAUGAGGUCACUAUGUACGAGGCAUACGAUACAAACCAGAGCAUCACACCUGAUGAAAGAACAGAGGAACACACGCAUUCAUCAACACUACUUGUGGGAGGCGGACUAGGUGUUGCUCCCAAUGGAUUGAACGUAUUGAAGCGCCUUGACGAAGAGCUAUUGAAGGAUGUUGUCCGCGGGGGAUACGUUACGGCAAUUUCUAACAUGAAAAACAAAAAUGGCUGGCCCCUGUUCUCCAUGAACAGUUUUUCUUCAGACGACAACAGCAAAAAUAACAACAACAGCUCCCCCCAUAUGCUCGCAACUAGUCGCCACUCGCUUUGGACUGCUCUGCGGGGGCGAAUUCCAGACGACCAUAUCGUCCACAAAAGAGUAGCCCAAGUUACUGCCCGAUCUGACGGAAUCAAUUUGAUUCACUUUUCCGAUAACAGCCCUCCAGUGGAGGCUGAUCUGAUUAUUGGCGCAGACGGUGUCCGAAGUAUUGCUAAGCUGGCACUUUUCCCGGGUGCUGAAGAAGAUCCAUAUCCCCCAAACUACGAAGGUCUCGUCGGGGUUGGGGGCUUUAUCCCUGCCGCAGAUGUAAAGGGUCUUGUCGAACCGGGCUCGAUGAAUUUUGUCUUUGGUGGAAACGGGUUCUUCGGAUAUUUCUUCUCGGAAAGCUCUGUGUCCGCUGCUAACCGGAACUCGCCUUAUCACGUCUCCGAGCCAGGUGACUCCCUUGCUUGGUGGUCAACCUACGAGAUCGAAGAAUGUCCUGAUCGCAAAACACUCGACAUGGUCGACGUGACUCGGCAACUGCGUGAGAGACAUGGUAAUUGGAAGGAACCUGUUGUGAAAAGGAUAAUCCAAUCCCUUCAGGUUGAAAAUAUAUAUCCAACAUGGACUUUACCUGCUCUUCCAACGUGGGAGCGGGAUGGUGUCGUUCUCGUUGGAGAUGCAGCACAUGCGCUCCCUCCAAGCUCUGGUCAAGGCUCUUCUCAAGCAUUAGAGGAUGUUGAGGCUUUCGCCUUGCUUUUGGCCCAUCACCUUCAGGACGGGGUAACGCCAAGGGCCCGGGGGAAUGCAAUCAAAGCCGCCGCUUCGCAGUAUGUGAAUUUGCGUCAGCCGCACGUCAACGAAAUUUUGGAAUAUGCACAAAAGACACAGAACAGCAAGCGUGAGAUGGGCAUCUUGAAAGAGUAUUCUAUGUAUGCUGUGAUGAAAAUAAUGGGUGAGAGUUUUCUUGAUAUAUUCUAG
Molecule: messenger RNA, 1410 nt
Organism: Penicillium egyptiacum
Lineage: Eukaryota; Fungi; Ascomycota; Eurotiomycetes; Eurotiales; Aspergillaceae
Source: the annotation of a GenBank genome assembly